AUGCAAGAGCCAGCCUUCAAAGCUUUGCCUAGGAGAGCCCUGGCAACGGCAAGAGCUUCUCGACCGAUACCUCGACGAGCCUUUCACUCAUCCUGCUGCAAUCGCCAUGGCGGUGACUCUGUGCCUGGAGGGAAACCGGGCGAGGACUCGAUAUCAGAACACGACAGUGGACCCGACCUACAUCCAGCUACCGAGACUGCUGGCGGCCGCACGAGAAAUCAUUCCCUCAACCCUAUGAGGAAUCGCUUGUCCCGCCGGCGUGUAGUAUCUGCUCUUCCCCCGGUUAACCUGCCGAAACAAUUUCUCGAUAAUAACAUAUCUAUAUAUUCCCCAGAAAAACAGCCGCGACUACCGGCAGCCCUAGUCGAAGAUGCGACUCAUGAUAAGACGUCCCUUCUGUUUCAAAGCCAUACACCUCUCUCCAGACAGACCCACCAAACCAUGGAGAUGUAUUUUGAAACUGCCUUGACAUCUUUGCUGUUAAGAGACUGCGAGCUCUUCAUGGACUUCAAACGCUCUCGGAGCGACCCUAAAGACCAUAGCUGGAGCACGGCUGCCUCAAUUGAAAAGGUAGUUAGGGUCUGGGACAUGAUUCUUGAUUCCGCGUGGCAUGUCGUCGAUUGCAUUUACCCAGCGAGAAAAGCAGAGUAUACAUACAAAGUUCGCCCAUUUUGGUGGUGGAACAUAUAUAAAGACCUUGAUCACAGAACCCACAAGUUCCGUGAUCAGUUCCUCGCUCUCACUGUUUCCUUGGACCAACAACUCAGUCAGGCAGAGCAGCUCACAUAUCCCCUACCCCAUGCAAUUGCAGAUCUCCCAGUAGAUACUCUCAUGACAAUGUCCAAGGCAAUUGAGCGCGACUUGCAAACUGCGCCACCAACAGUCUUCGACCCCAAGACUAGCAAACGACCCAUCACGGUUCUCUCAAUUUCUGGCUACGGCGGUAGAUCAAUAGCUGAGGCUGUAGGUCAGCAUUUAGCAUGCUGGAAUCGCGCAGAUUUGAUUCACCUGGACGCACAAGACCUGUCCUUGCUUGUAGGCGACUAUUUGGGCUUAAACUGGGCCUACUCUCGUGGAGCGCUCUCUAUGAUGGGCUUUCGUGCGGCAGAGUUGAACGGGAAGCUCGCACAGGAUCCUACGAGUCCCUCUCGGCUGAAUGACGAAGAUGAUAGUGAUGCAGAUGCUGGCAUAAUCAGCCUACGAGCUUCUGGCGGCUCGUUGGAGGAAGAGCUUCAAAAGAUUCGACAGGGCGAAUUCGAUUGCUUCACUAAAUGGGAAAACCUCAAAAUCGACAAGAUCUUGGACCAUAUUAUUCGAGCCCCGGAGCUCAAGAGGACGCCAUCCCAAACCUCACAGCGGCCAAUUCUUAUCCAUGUUCACGACAUUGUUGAGUUGAGCAUGACACUAGAAGGGUCGCUGCUGCUUGGGAGGUUGAGGGUCAUGGUAGACACUGCUUGGCAACAAGGAACAAACAUCGCAAUUGUAGGAACCUCGUCAUCUGAGAAGCCUUCCGACGAGUUUCAGGAUGCUGUCAGGCAAUUGGCGACUACAGACUGGGUCAUUACGCGGCAUAUUGAGCCAGACAGGACAUACAGACGCCCGAUGGCAAAGGCCAACACCUCCCAGAGCCGCUUUAGCCUUCAAAAGACGGACUACUUUGCCGAAAAUAUCUGCAACAUAAAUCGUAUGCUUAGCGCAUUAAGUCCUGAAACCCCCUCAGCGGCUCUGCAUAUGUGCAAUGAGCAUGUCAAAACCCAUCUGCGCUCAGGGGAUCCCAAGUUUUCUCUUCUACGGGAUUCUAUCCUGCCGAUUCCCGAGAUAUAUCACCUUGCAUGCGCAUUCAAGGCACUUGAAGAGAAUUGUAAGGGAUCCGGUGCGACCGGAGUUCUUGAUCGGUGCUCAAUGGGUCCGUUGCGACAGCAGCCUGGCCAACGUUUCCUUGACGAGGACGACGGUGACAUGGACAGGGAGGCAGACGAUGCUCGUAAUCAAAGUCGUGAAGAGCCCAAAUCAGACGCUCGACACGUAUUGAAGAUGAAUGAGUAUGAAAAGCGCAUCUCCUCCGGCCAAAUAAACCGAGAGAAUCUUCGGACGACAUUCGCGGAUGUUCAUGCCCCACAAGAGACUAUAUCGGCUCUCAAGCUGCUCACAUCUCUAGCACUUGUGCGUCCCGAUGCCUUUUCUUACGGCGUGCUUGCGCAGGAUAAGAUUCCAGGCUGCCUACUGUACGGGCCGCCUGGGACUGGUAAAACUAUGCUUGCCAAAGCCGUGGCGAAGGAGAGCGGCGCCAAUAUGCUUGAAAUCAGUGGCGCGACUAUCAACGAUAAAUGGGUCGGAGAGAGUGAGAAGCUGAUUCGGGCAGUUUUCACCUUGGCUAAAAGGCUAGAACCUUGUGUUGUUUUCAUCGACGAGGCGGAUUCUCUACUUGCGAAUCGUAGCAUGUUUAGCAACAGGGCUUCACAUCGCGAGCAUAUUAACCAGUUUUUGAAGGAAUGGGACGGUAUGGAGGAGACUAAUGCUUUUAUCAUGGUCGCAACGAAUCGACCGUUUGAUUUGGACGACGCUGUACUGCGGAGGUUGCCGCGCAAAAUUCUCGUGGACCUGCCACUCAGGGAAGACCGCGCAGCUAUCUUGCGGCUCCUGCUCAAGGAUGAAUUGUUGGAUGAUUCCGUCUCACUGGAAGCCUUGGCAAAAGAAACGCCGUACUAUUCUGGAUCUGAUCUGAAAAAUGUGUGCGUUGCAGCUGCUAUGGCUGCGGUGGAGGAAGAAAAUGAAGCAGCUGCGAAGCAUGAUGGCCCUGAGCCAUAUCGAUACCCGGAACGCCGCAUUCUGCGUAAUGAUCAUCUGGAAAGUGCCUUGAAGCAGAUCCCCGCGAGCAUCAGUGAAGAUAUGACCUCGCUGAAGCUGAUACGCAAGUUUGAUGAGGAGUAUGGGAACAGACGAAAAGGGUCAAAGAAGAAAGCCUCAAUGGGAUUUGGUUUGCUGUAUGAGGAAGGGCAUAGCAGAACCGACGAGGCAAGAAUUCGGCCGUAA
Pochonia chlamydosporia 170 is the source of this 3033-nucleotide messenger RNA. Its product is annotated as spastin. The transcript has a single exon. Gene Ontology annotation, molecular function: ATP binding; ATP hydrolysis activity. Gene Ontology annotation, cellular component: mitochondrial outer membrane. Lineage: Eukaryota; Fungi; Ascomycota; Sordariomycetes; Hypocreales; Clavicipitaceae. The record is from RefSeq and is a predicted model, not a curated record. The coding region runs from base 1 to 3033 and encodes 1010 amino acids.